GGCCCGGUUCGAAUUGUCGUCGUUUCACGACGGCCCGAGGAAAAGUCGUUCGGUUCCUCGCGUUCCUACUCCUGUUGUUCCGGUCGUAAAGCGCGACUCUCUAGGAACCGAAUAUGCUGGGGAAUUCUCUGACUUCAACGACUCGCAUUUAUGCCUUUUUCUACUCGCCACUUCAUCACGCCAAGCAUAUGCCCUCCAAAUAUUCUACUAAACCAUCCAGCUUAAUAUAUAUAAAAAAAAAAAACACACCCACUUCUCGUCCUCUCUCUCCCUCUCUCUCUCUCUCUCUCCUGCAUUCGCACGUACCCGAGAAACUCUCGCUCUCCUUCCCUUUGAUCCAUAGCUUGGGUCGAUCCCUCUUGGUGGGUUUCAGUUGACAGGAGUCCCUUGUCUUCUUAGAUUGGUUUAUCCAUGAAAUUUGGCAAGUGGCUGAAGCAGCAGAUCCAAGAGACAUUGCCCGGAUGGUGCGACAAGUUCCUGUCCUACAAGGAACUGAAGAAGCUGGUGAGGCUCAUCUCCUCGGCGCCCCCCCGCGGCGGCGCCGGCGCCGGACACCCGGCGUACGGCAGGGCCGAGGCCGAGUUCAUGUACCUGCUGCACGGCGAGAUCGAGAAGUUCAACUCCUUCUUCGUGGAGAAGGAGGAGGACUUCAUCAUCCGGCACAGGGAGCUUCAGCAGAGGAUCCAGAAAGUGGUUAGCACCUGGGGAGACAAAGGAAGUCACCCUUCAGAGAAGCUUUACAAGGAGGAGAUGACCAAGAUCAGGAAGGACAUCGUCGACUUCCACGGCGAGAUGGUGCUGCUGAUGAACUACAGCAACAUCAACUACACAGGGCUCGCCAAAAUACUCAAGAAGUAUGACAAGCGGACGGGCGGGCUGCUGCGCCUGCCGUUCAUACAGAAGGUCCUGCAGCAACCCUUCUUCACAACCGACCUCGUGUCAAAGCUGAUCAAGGAAUGCGAGGGCACGAUCGACGCGGUUUUCCCUAUGGAGGAGCGCAAGAAGGCGAGACCCGAAGAGGAGGCAGGAGUCUCCGACCCCGUGGCUGGAGACGGGAUCUUCCGGAACACCGUGGUCGCGCUGAGGACGAUGCAGGAGAUGAGGAAAGGGAGCUCGACGAUCAGCCAAUUCUCUCUGCCCCCUCUCAACCUGCCGGACUCCGAUCUCGCCCGAUUCUUGCAGCUUAAUUCUCCUAUACAGAUUUCUUGAUGGCUGGGACACUUUGUCAUUACCGCUAUACGUAUGAUGCUAGUAGAAAUCAGCGACGUCGCGUGACGCGUUCUUAUGUGCCGUUCAAGAUGCGUACCAUCCGCGACGAGUAAGCUACAGGCAUUUUUAUAAGUAGAGAUCAGAGAGAAACUGACUUGUAUGAUCCGAACCUUUGCCACAAUCUAAGGGGUAUUGAUAAUUAAGUCGUGCUA
Messenger RNA from Syzygium oleosum, 1421 nucleotides. RefSeq names its product SPX domain-containing protein 3. The transcript is spliced from 3 exons. Gene Ontology annotation, biological process: cellular response to phosphate starvation. The coding region runs from base 412 to 1209 and encodes 265 amino acids. NCBI's taxonomy places the organism in Eukaryota, Viridiplantae, Streptophyta, Magnoliopsida, Myrtales, Myrtaceae. The record is from RefSeq and is a predicted model, not a curated record.